AUGAGUAGUAUACCAGGUACUAAUGAUGAAUUGAUUGAAUUGGUCAAAGAACAGGGUAUCAAAUUACAUCCUAAGGUAUCAAUUGGAAAGAGUGAAUUAGGUGGUGUUGGUUUAUCUUUUAAUCCAGAAAAUUUGAAGGAAAAUGAAGAAAUUGAAUUAUUAAGAAUACCUAAAUCAUCAGUAUUUAAUAUAAAUACCCUACUUGAAGUAUUACAAGAUUAUAAAGGAAAAGAAGGAAUUGAAUCAGAUAUAAUUAUUGAAUUGUUAACCUUAAUUGAACCAAAUAAUGAAACUCAUAUAAUUAUAACAUACUUUAUUGCUUUUAAAUAUAUUGAAAAACUCAAAUCAUUGCCAGGUUAUAUUCAAGAGUAUUUAAAGAUCUUAAGUGAUACAUUCACGAUAUCAUAUCCAGAAGAAGAUGUCAAAGGUGCUGAUAAAUGGAUAAUAGAAUAUAAACAAAUGGCGAAUCGAAUAAAAGAAGAAUAUGAAUGUAUAAACUCUAAAAUGGCAGAGAAAUUCGACAUCUCAAUUGAGUUCUCAGAAUAUUGGCAAAUUUAUCAAGCUAUACGCUCAAGAAUACUUGAAAUUCCACAAGAGGAAGAAGAUGGAUACUCAAUAGACAUCACAUUAGUUCCAAUAUUGGAUUUCGUGAAUCAUGAACAUCAAAACAAUGCACAUUUCGACAUAGACAAACAAACAAAUGAUAUUAUCCUACUCCUAGACAAAAUUCCAAGCAGUGAGAAAUUUGAAAUAACAAUCAAUUACUCACCAGAAAAUGAAAUAGUUUAUUUUUAUAAGAAUUAUGGAUUUAGACCCAAAUCUAAAAAUAAUUAUCAAGUAAUAAAUUUAAGUAUUCGAGAAUAUAUAGCUGAGAAAUUCAAGGAUGGAUUAAUGAUAUGUAAAUGGAUAGGAAUCUAUCCAGAAAUACAAAUAAUCUUCAACGAUGACGAGGUGUUUAUGAAUGUGUUUAAUUUGGGAACAUUAUUUAAUAAUUUAAAAUAUCAUCCAGAUUGGGAUGAUUUAUUAUGUGAAAAUUUUAAAAGGUUUAAUAGUAUGAAAGAUAAUGAAUUUGAUAAGCAGGAAAUAUUAGAAUGGAUAAAGUAUCAAGAAUUGGAAAUGGAUUUAAUUUAUGGUGUUAAUCCAAUUGGUGUAUUACGAGAUGGAAGUGAUGAUCCAUAUAAUGCUGAAGAUUUAGAAGAUAAACUAGACGAGGCAAUUCAGUUCGUGGUUGAUUAUUUUAAAUUGAAAAUUGAUGAAAGUGUUGAAGUUGGUGAUUCAAGUUUUAGUUUAAUGAUUAAAGAUUAUGAAGAAAUUAAGAAAGAUUUGUUUAAAAGAGUGAUAGAGCAAUUUGAAAAGGGUGAGAAGUUAGAUGCUUAUGAUGUACAUAAGAUUAGAUUUAGAAAUUAUAGAUCUAAACCUCGUGAAUACACAGGUUAA
Molecule: messenger RNA, 1437 nt
Organism: Insectozyma verbasci
Lineage: Eukaryota; Fungi; Ascomycota; Pichiomycetes; Serinales; Debaryomycetaceae
Source: the annotation of a GenBank genome assembly